CAUCAACGAGGCCCAUCGACAGGCUCUAACCAGCCAACCAACACGCGCGCAGGUGUGCGGAAUGACGUGGAAGGUCCACUCUCGCCACACACCCCACACACGCCGCACACACCUGCAGAACCUAUCCCACACACGGCCGACGGAACGGGCGAUGGACUGCUUAGAAAGCCAGCAGAUGCACCG
Messenger RNA from Sphaeroforma arctica JP610, 183 nucleotides. RefSeq lists its product as hypothetical. The record is from RefSeq and is a predicted model, not a curated record. The transcript has a single exon. Lineage: Eukaryota; Ichthyosporea; Ichthyophonida. The annotation marks the transcript as partial.